Messenger RNA from Diversispora eburnea, 239 nucleotides. The record is from the annotation of a GenBank genome assembly. NCBI's taxonomy places the organism in Eukaryota, Fungi, Glomeromycota, Glomeromycetes, Diversisporales, Diversisporaceae.
UUAAUGAACAUAAAGGUCCUUAUGAAUCAAUAGCAAUUGAUUAUAUGGGUAAUGCUCAAAUGUCAAUUACUGAAACAGAUAAAUUAUUUUGUCAUUAUACAAACCUUCCAGCAAAAGUAAUUCUUAGAGAAGGUAUGAGAGUAAUGUUUCUUAAUAAUUCAUUAUUCACAAAAUUGGUUCCACAGGUGUGGUCAUUAAAGUUAUUGACAAUGACACAAUUCAAACAACCUUUCCAUUAA